ACAACACGAAGAUCACCAAUCGUUCGAUUGAUCAGUUCAACCUGCCCCAAGAUGUCGGUCACAGCUAUUACCUCGGUGCCACAAUACAAGGAGAUCACCGGCGGAGUAACACCAGUUGCAGUUUUCUUCUCCUCCGAACGAGUUCAAUCUUGCAAACCGAUUGCCCAACUCCUCGAGGAUAGGACCAAGGGGUUUUCAUCCCAAUUCUACAAGGUGGACAUCGAUGCGCAAGACAAGAUUGCCAAGGAAGCGGGCAUAGGCAUCCGAGACGUGCCAACCAUCGCCAUCUAUCGUUACAACCAAAAGCUCGGCGAAUGUACCGGGCCCGACCCUCAGAAUGUGGAUAGAGCUAUCACCUCCGUAACGUCAUCCUAAAGCAUCGUGAGAGAGAGAGAGAGAGAGAGAGAGAGAGAGAUGGUA
Messenger RNA from Aspergillus pseudotamarii, 420 nucleotides. Its product is annotated as thioredoxin family protein. The coding region runs from base 52 to 375 and encodes 107 amino acids. The transcript is spliced from 2 exons. NCBI's taxonomy places the organism in Eukaryota, Fungi, Ascomycota, Eurotiomycetes, Eurotiales, Aspergillaceae. The record is from RefSeq and is a predicted model, not a curated record.